GAUACUAAAGUAAAAAGGAAAAAUUAUUGGCGACCCGGACCCAUGCCCACCCACGGAUAUUGGAUCGCAGCGGAUAGGGAAUAAAACAACCGUGGAAGUGAUAAUAACAAAGAAGAAGAUCUCCGGCGAUACGAGAUGGGAAGUUCGUCUUCCGAUAAUUUCUCCGUCCUGGUGCUCGCCUCCGAUCUGGGAAUCGACGCGCGCCCUUUCUUGUCCAAACAGGACAGAGAAGGCGAUGAACAAGAGAAUUGGCACGACUGUUCGCAGCAAUUCUCAGACGAAGAUUUCUCCGAUCUCGAUUUGCUGCAGUUUUUCCGCCUUGAGGGCUCGGAUAAAUCUGGAAACCGCAUCUUCCGCAUCGUCGGAAAGUACUUUCCUGCUCCAGUUGUGAGUGGUGAGCGGCUGAAGAAAUAUAUAUUUCAGAAAAUAUGCACCGAGUUGCCUGAAGGGCCAUUCGGUAUUGUUUAUAUGCAUAGUACAGUGCAAAAGGAGGAUAACUCCCCCGGUCUUACCAUUUUGAGGUGGAUAUAUGAAGAACUUCCAUCUGAGGUCAAAGACAGGCUGCAAGUUGUGUAUUUCAUACAUCCUGGGCUUCGGUCAAGACUUGUAUUUGCAACUCUUGGCCGAUUUUUCCUAAGUGGAGGCUUAUACUGGAAGAUCAAGUAUGUAAGCCGCCUGCAGUACCUCUGGGAGGACAUAAAGAAGGGAGAGGUUGAGAUCCCUGAGUUUGUGCUGAAUCAUGAUGAUAUUCUUGAGCAUAGACCACUGACAGAUUAUGGCAUUGAACCAGACCCUCUCCAUCUAACAGAGGUGCCUGCCACAGCUUACUCAUUUGGGAGGUAUGAAGAGAGAUGGGCCUCAAGGGAAUUCCUGUCAUAACCUUGACGUUUGCUGAACCCUCCAAAAGAAGUGUGUUUUGUAUCUUUGCUAGGUUGGGGGUUUUUACUUUAGAAACCAGUCAUUGUACAGAAAAGUUCUAGCCUUAUGUUUGUGUACUGUAUGCCCAAAAUCAACCACGUUUCUGUUGCUGAAUUGUGAACUGUAACCAAAUUCGUCUAUGAUGAGAAAGGGUUAAGUUGUUUUAAAUGUUCAUGUUGGUGCUAUUUUACUUUCUUCAGAAAAAAUUGAAGUUUUGCAA
Molecule: messenger RNA, 1138 nt
Organism: Rubroshorea leprosula
Lineage: Eukaryota; Viridiplantae; Streptophyta; Magnoliopsida; Malvales; Dipterocarpaceae
Source: the annotation of a GenBank genome assembly